Molecule: messenger RNA, 1830 nt
Organism: Neopelma chrysocephalum (saffron-crested tyrant-manakin)
Lineage: Eukaryota; Metazoa; Chordata; Aves; Passeriformes; Pipridae
Gene: VSTM2L
Product: V-set and transmembrane domain containing 2 like
Exons: 4
Coding region: 95-736 (213 amino acids)
Source: RefSeq, a predicted model, not a curated record
GCAGCGCGGCGGCGCCGGGACCGCGGCGCAGCCCCGGGGACAGGGCUCGGCCCGGCGGCGCCGCCGCCCCCGGGACGGACGCGCCCGCGGCAAGAUGGGCGCCCUGGCCCUGGCCCUGGGGAUUUUCCACUACCUGGGGCUCUACCUGCAGCUCGGCGCCGCCUCCCGGCACCCCCCGUGGGACGCCCCGGCGACGGGCAGCGCCCUCUUCACUGAGACCCCCCACGACAUGACGGCGCAGGCGGGUGAGGAUGUGGAGAUGGCGUGUUCCUUCCGCGGCACCGGCUCCCCCUCCUACUCCCUUGAGAUCCAGUGGUGGUACGUCCGCAACCACAAGGACUGGACGGACAAACAGACGUGGGCUUCCAGCCAGCUGAAAUCAUCACCACCAGAGGAGCCCGGGAAGGACGCAACCAAAAUCAGCGUGGUGAAGGUGGUCGGCAGCAACAUCUCCCACAAGCUGCGGCUGUCGCGGGUGAAGCUGGAGGACGAGGGGACGUACGAGUGCCGGGUGAUCGACUCCAGCGACGGCAAGGCGCGGCACCACAAGGUGAAGGCGUACCUGCGGGUCGAGGCAGCGGGGGGCCCGGGCCACCCCCAGGACACCGAGCUGCGGGGGGCCCCGCUGGCAGAGCUCGCCGCGCCGGGCUCAGCCCACGCACACCACCACCACCACCACCACAAAGCCGGGAGGGAGCUGAAGAAGCGCUCGGCAGACACGUCCUGUGUGCUGUAGGCGGGCGGUGCGGGGGGGACACCGGAGCCCCUCUCCGCCCUGGACUCAGCAGAGCCAUCGAGGGUCCCGCACCCCCUGCCAGAGACUGGCCCCACCACCCCAUCUUGUUCAUCACCCCCCACCACCUCCCUCUCCCACAGGCCGCCGCAGGUUUCUCCCCCCAGCCCUGUGGUGCAGCGGUGCCAGGGCUUGGUGCGGGAGCAGGACUGUGUCCGUGCCAGGGGCGCAUCGCUGGGACUGUGCCCGGGGCCAGGGUGUGUGCCCGCACGUGGUUGGUCCUCAUCCCCACGGCCUGCUGUGGGUGGGCACCCGCUGCUUGAUGCCACCGCAGUGCCGUGGGCUGUGCUGCGCCCGAGCUCUCCACCCAGUGGAGACCCCCCUGCCCACGGUACCUUCCCUGCCCUCCCUUGUGCUUUGCAGAACCAGCCGCCUUUUCCCGUAGGUUGCCCCGUUUAGUUGCUCCGUUCCAGCCCCACAGUGCUUAUCUAAGUUCCAGCCUCCAUCCUACAGCCCGUGUGUAUCUCCCUGCCCUGCCCCUGCCUGCCCCAAAGCCCCCCAGCACGUCAAGGCCUGAGCUCAGCAGAGGAAGGACGGCAUGGCACACUCCUGGCACGCUCCUGGCACACUCGUGAAUCGCUCAGCCAGGCAGCUGCCCGUGCUCCGUGUGUGCCCAGGGAGCCGUGCCAUCGGAGCUGGCCUCUUGCACCCAUCGCUCCUCCUGCCCUUUGCAUUUGAUGGAGGAGAGGGGCUCACCCGCCAGCCCCGCCCGCCCUCCCCCCAUCCCGCUGCCCGUGCCGGCGAGGCUCUCGGCCCCUCCUGCCAGCUGAGCAUCCCUCCCUCCCACGCCACGGCACCACGUCGCCCUGGCCAGGGUCUGGCUCACGGGCUCCUGUGUCGCAGUGCAAAUGGCAGAGCCUGUCCCCAGUGCCCCCUCGGGUGUCCACUGCCACUGGGGACAGAGCUGUGGGGAGGGACAGGGGGGUCCCAAGCCUCCCUGCCCAGGUGCCAGGCACUGCUGCCCUGCCACCCCCCGCCCGUGCCGCCCAGCCUGCCGCCACCAGACCUGCUGCAGCUAAUAAAGCUCUUUAAACAAA